Messenger RNA from Symbiodinium sp. CCMP2592, 582 nucleotides. Lineage: Eukaryota; Dinophyceae; Suessiales; Symbiodiniaceae. The record is from the annotation of a GenBank genome assembly.
AUGCGAAGUACUUGGCCUUUGCGGAGGCUGUUCUUCGGAAGCGCUUUGCCAUCUGAUGAAUGCCAUCCCACUGGGACACGUCCAUUUGUAAGGCUGUCUAAGGAAAUUCUUAAAUCAGGUUCAAUCACCAAUCCAGGACCCUUUUCCCAUUGUCCUGGUCUUGCUCGCUCUCUUGCUAUUCUGCCCGUCGCCAUGGAAGAAGCUAGCACACUGCUGUCCACGAUCGACCUUGAUGAUUACACCAUCAAGGAAGUCCAGAAUGGCUGGGAGACGACUGAGAAGCGGCUCGGAGGGCCCAAGAUGGCGGGCGAGGAGGUCUUCGGCAAACUGAAGGCCGAGUUGCCCAGAACCGGGGGCAUGCUGAAGCGAUCUAGCACGGUAUGGCACCUGCUGAACGAGUUGCUGCAAUCCUUGAGCGAUCCCAAGGUGGUCCAAAAGAAGUUGGAGUACAUCGCCCUGCGCCAUAUGAAUGCAGACAUCACUACAGCCGAUGUGGAGGUGUUCAAAGGCAUCCUCCUCGAAGUCUGUGCCUCGAAGUUGGGAGGGCUCAUGACCCCUGAGUUUCAGUUCGGCCUUGGCUAG